Molecule: messenger RNA, 105 nt
Organism: Paramecium tetraurelia
Lineage: Eukaryota; Ciliophora; Oligohymenophorea; Peniculida; Parameciidae
Exons: 2
Source: RefSeq, a predicted model, not a curated record
AUGAAUCAACCAAUUGGAAAGAUAUUAUAAACAAAUGACCCUAAGGAGGAUGUCAAAUUUGUAAACUAAUUCAAUCUUCACGAAAUGAAUGACUUAACAGAUUGA